AUGGCGGCUGCGCUUCCGCCUGCUACGGGCGGUGGGUCGAGCGGUGGCGCCCCGACAGCAGCUGCGCAGCAACCUCGGCAGAUUGACCAGUCGGCCUUGGCUGCAGCUGACAGGAACGCCCCGCAGGAUCUCUUGAAGGCCUUCUUCAGCCAAGAUCAGGACGUCGUCGACGUCCUUGGCGUGGAGAGCGGCCUCCUCAGGCUCACGAAGGUGUUCGAACUCUACGAGCUCAAGCCAUCGCCCACCCACGUGAGCUUCUUCGAUGAGAAAGGGCACAGGCAGAUCUUCCGCGACGCUUGCAACCAGCGCAAGCAGGAGUCGGUCAAGGAGGAGUUGAUGUCCAGCAUCGCGGAUCGCGGCCUCGUUCCUGGAGUUGCCGGGGAGCCCUGGCUUUGCUGUUCGGAUGGCGAGGUGCCGCCGUACCACGCUCUCACCUUGGGGGGGAGGUCAGGCGCCAUCUACGAGCUGGCAGAGAAGCAGCCCACCAACCCGCAAGUGAUGGAGACCAUCAAAGGCGGCAUCAUGGCAAGGAGGUUCACAUCGAAGAUGCCCAAAUGGUUGCGGGUGUGGCUCCGCGAUUACCACAACAACUCAGUCUUCCAGCGCGGCAGCACCUACUCAUACAUUGAGUUCUUGAAAGAGAUCCCGGAGAUGGAGGCGAGCUGGCAUGCCGCGAAGGAGGGCCACGUCACCGCGCGCUCCGGCAACUACGAGCAGGCCUAUUGGAAGCACAUCAAGGAUCGCUACGGGGACAAGGUCACAUCGUGGGCGCAGUUCGACUCUGCAAAGUGCCUGUAUCGCAAGCUGCUCAAGCUCGAGGUCCUCCAUGAUCAUUUCGAGUGGGCGGGUCAGCACGUUGAGUUCAUGAACUCUCGCAUCUCGCAGCACAUCGUCAUCAGCAAUAUGCACGCCAUCGCGAAUUUCAUCGUUGCCAAGUUCGACGGGUACAUGUCUCCACUGAACUUGAGGGUCCUCGUGGGUGAAAGCAUCAAGUUUGUUGUCCCGUGCCGCCCUUCCAGUCAGCAGCGCAGAAUUCCUUGGCUAUUUGACGCAGGCGGCGCUUCAGUGACAGAGAGGUUGCAGUAUCUGUGCUUCCCCUUGGACAAGGACUCCCAGGUGUACAAGAAGUCCGUGGCCAAGACGAAGGCUAAGGCCAAGGCCAAGCCAAAGGGUGGCAAGGCCGCCAAGGCCAAGGCCAAGGCUUCCGCUCAGCAGGAUUCCGCCGCCCCCGCAGAUCUGCCCCCGGUGGAGUCCAUGUCCCUCGAGCUGAAGAGCGACCUCGACAUGUCAUCUGCCCGCGAGAGGUUCUUCGGCGACGACUUGCUGAUGGCGGUGGACUCCGCGGUGGAGGCAGCGUGCAAGCGCCCAGAGCGCUUCGAGGAAGGCGUGAAGAAGAUCAAGGGUGAGCUUGUCAACAUCGGCUUAGAGUUCCUGUGGAGGAAGGACAAGAAGGUCUACUUCAAGGGGUGUCACUGGGCGGCCUGGAGUCUCUUGCGCAAGACGCUCCAGGAGAGCGCCAGGGACGCCGCCGAGAAGCUGAUCCUCUGGGCCGACGGCGACGACGACGAGGAGACCCCAGCCGGCGACGCGGCAGCCGCGGCAGCAGCUGGCCCAGAGAAGUCUCGAGCGCCCAACCCAAACGCCAUCCUCAAGGCGUUGGUGACCUCUGCCGCCGUCGAUGCCAGCUCUGAUCCCCAGAAAAAGAUGGACGACUCGCUGCAAGUACAUUACAAGGAUGAUUUCAGGAAGCUCGAAGAGUUUGUGAGCACGAACCGCGCCCUCAAGCUGAAGGCGAACCUUCAGCAGUUCUACCCGCAGCUGCUCAAUAACAUCCUCCAGAAGCUCCCAGAUCAGACCAUGGCCUUGCCCGCGUUCCUCUGUGGGAUCCUGUCCGGGGUGAAUGAGCUUGGCGUGUUCACUGUGUCCUGCGUGGACAUGAUCGUGAACGUGUUCGCCCAUGUGAAUGACACUUGUGAGAUGCCAGUUGCGUUUGGAACCAUGUGCAAGAGUGGCGGUGCCGAUCUUGCAAAAUUAAUGCAUUUCCGCGGUGAGCUCACGAGCUGUUUGAUCAAAGAUUUGAUUGACUCGAAGCCAAUCGGAGAGUUCCACCACAGCGAUGGAGACGGGGCCGCUCUUCCAGCCCAGGCCGUCAAGGCGUUCAUUGCCAAUAUUUCCGAGAAAGAUUUGAUCGAGGUGUAUGCUUCGGACGCGAUGCAGAGAGGCGAGCAGGAGUGGGUCGGCUUCUGGGGCGUCCUCAUCAAGGGCGGCGUUGGGGGAGGCAAAAUCGCAGCCAUCCUCGGCGUGGCGACGAGCGUCGGCAGCAGGAAGCUGAAGCGGGAGCGGAGCAUCCGGGAUGGGGCCCAGGGCGGAGGGGGCUCAGCCGCCGGCGCUGUGCAGGCCGACCAGCACAACAAGUUGUUGGUCAAAGUUGGCGACCUGUACGUGUGUGCCGCGCCCACCGCCCAGUGCCACGACUUCGUGCGUCUCAUCGGCGGGCCUGCUUUGAAGUGCAUCGAGUCGCAGCUGACGGCGCAUAUAUGGAAGCUGCACGGGUUGGCCCACCUCAGCGGCGGGGCCGCAUCAGCUGCGGACAAUGUGUCAGUGGAUGUUUCUGGCCAGAAGCCUAAGACUGCGUGCUUGGCAAGCAAGCCCGUGGAUCUUAUCUUCGCUGCCCCCGUGACGUUCGUGAAGGGCAGGGCCAACUUCAUGCCUCUGUGUAGCUUGUUCAGUGGCAAUUUCGAGAUGUUUCUGAAUGGCACUGCGGUGAACACCAACGCGAGCGACAUGAUCGUGCCAGCAUGGGGUAUCAACGUGGUUGACAAGCAGGCCGACUCCAAUGUUCAGACGCUGUUCCUGGUCGAGACUGUCUAUGCCACUGUCGGGUUCGACCUCUAUUUCACUGACAUCGCGAUCAUGUCGGAGCCAGACCGCGAGAACCCCAGCGACGGCGGCGGCAGGCCCAGAGAUGACGCUCCAGCACAGCCGCCAGCGAAGAAAGCUAAGCAGAGUGAGGGGGUUGCAGGCACUGGUGACAGCGGCAUGGCACCAGUCGUCGGCCCGGGGCCCAAUGCGGCCGACGCCGACAGCACGUUUUUGGAGGUGUUGGGCCCGUCGCAGGAUGAGGUCCCGACGGGGGUCACUCUGUACGCUUUUAAGGUGUCAAUCCCGUUCGCGCGCUACCAGCCGGAGCCGCCGCAGCAGGGCGCACCCCCCUCGGCGCCUGACGCCGUGACGUACCUGAAGCGCAUGCUCACGCCCGAUGAGGCGGAGGCAAAGCGCCGCCAGCGUGCCACCGCCAGCGCUGCUCAGGCAGCGGCGGCCUCGAGUGACACAGCUUCCUCCGCGCUUGCUGGCACGGGCGGCGUGAUUGCCAGGGUCCGCGAGCAGCCGGGCGGCGGCGACUCCCUUCAGCCGGGGGGGAAGCCCGUGAGCAGCGAUGUCGAUAAGUCGCUCAAAGCAGCAUGCAGGCAUCUUACAAAAUGA
Molecule: messenger RNA, 3483 nt
Organism: Prorocentrum cordatum
Lineage: Eukaryota; Dinophyceae; Prorocentrales; Prorocentraceae
Source: the annotation of a GenBank genome assembly